AUGGUCUCCCAGCCUGACCACUCGUCGCUCUCGGGCUCGGGCGCCUCCUCCGGCUCGACGACCCUCCUCAACCUCCGCAGCGCCGCCAAAUCCGUCCACCACGACCGCCGCCACUACAACCGCUCCUACGCUGGCGGCCCCAGCGCCUAUGUCCCACAAAACGAGUUCCCCUGGUUUAGCCACUCGGGCGACGUCGAGAUCAUCGUCAAGGUCCCCAGCGGCCAUGAGAACCGCUACCUGCUGCACCGCCACACCCUGACCCGGUGCAGCGGCUUCUUCGAGGCCAGCACCAGCGAGGUCUGGAGCCGCGCCAAGGAGCUGCCUGCUCCUGCUGCUGUCGUUUCCUCGCCCUCGGCCUCGACGACGGGGAGCGAGCUGGCGAGGAUAGGCGAGGACGGCCUUGCCGGGUCGACCAACAACACAGGCGGCGCGCUCACCAGGGUGGGUGGCCCGCCGAGGAAAAGGUGGCGGUACGAGCUGGACUGUGGCGCUGGCGGGGACGACAUACCGAUGCUGGUGCAGAAGGAGGAGAGCGGUGGCGGAGACCGUACCUUGGCGGCGGCCAGCUCCUUGACGAGCCCAACAUCCAUCUUCGGCUCGGCCACGGGCAGCAGCGUCUCCUCCAACGGUGGAGGCAGGAAACAACACGGCCACUCGCACUCGUCAUCGCGCGACUACUUCCGCUCUGUGGCCAACCUAUCUCUCACCUCGCCCACCGGCGGCCAGGCAGGGUACAGCUACCCGCCGCUGCCGCCCACCACAACGGCCGCCGACCUACCCCCACCAACGCAGGACGAGCAGGACAUCCUGCGCGACUACGACAACCUCUUCCGCAUCAUGUACAACCACCCACCUGUCCUGGACGGGAUCAACAUCGCCGACGCCUACGUGCAGUGCAAGUCCCUCCUGACCCUGGCCGACCAGUACGACGCCCUGACCGUCGUGGGGCCUCGUGUCGACCACCACCUGCUGCAGUUCCAGAGCCGCCUGUGGAAGCAGAUCGCAAAGUAUCCCAUCAGCUACCUGCGCCUGGGCUACCUCGCCCGCAGCCGCAUCAUCUUCCAGGAGGCCCUGAUCCACGUCGUCGGCCAGUGGCCCGCCGGUGAGCGGAGCCUGCGCAACACCAUGCCCGAGGCCGUCAUCGACAUCAUCGAGGACAAGGUCGAUGAGCUCGAGGAGACGGUCGCCCGCGUCGAGGGUCGACUGUUCCGCCUGAACCUCACCACCCGCUCCGGCGAGCGCGUCACCCCUGCUACUGGCUACCUCGACUGGCUUGCCGUCAGCCUGUUCCGACAGUGGCUGGCCGACAACACCACGCCUGCGCCCGCCCCACCCCAACCCGGCUCAAGAGGAGGUGGAGGAGGAGGAGGUGGUGGUGGUGGUGGAGGAGGAGGCGGAGGCGGAGGCGGAGGUGGCCAUAAUUCGGCCAACACGGGCCGACACAGGACAAACACGGCCAACUCCACAGCACUUGUGCCCACCUCCUCCAACACCAACACGGGAAUCUCCCCCAUCCCCGUCAUCCCGCCACUAUCGUCACUGGGCAGGACCUACAGGACACUAGGCCAUCCCACAGGCGCCGGGUUCCUGAGCCACGACGAGUGCAAGCGGUUCCUCAAGCUGACGCCCGACAUGUACAGCCGCGACAACCUGCGGCGGUUCGAGAAGAGGGUCGACGAGCUGAAGGCGCUCGCGCGCGAGGUCGUCAGGCCGCUCAUGGGGACGGGGCUCGAGCUGGACCUGACGGGCGGGAGCCGGGCGGCGGAGGCGAUUGGGUAUUUGACGUGCACGCGCGUGGGAGAUCGGGAUCUGCCAUGGGAUUGA
Cryphonectria parasitica EP155 is the source of this 1824-nucleotide messenger RNA. RefSeq lists its product as uncharacterized. Bases 1 to 1824 code for a protein of 607 amino acids. The transcript is spliced from 2 exons. Lineage: Eukaryota; Fungi; Ascomycota; Sordariomycetes; Diaporthales; Cryphonectriaceae. The record is from RefSeq and is a predicted model, not a curated record.